This is a messenger RNA of Harpegnathos saltator (Jerdon's jumping ant), 3891 nucleotides long. RefSeq lists its product as uncharacterized. The transcript has 5 exons. NCBI's taxonomy places the organism in Eukaryota, Metazoa, Arthropoda, Insecta, Hymenoptera, Formicidae. The record is from RefSeq and is a predicted model, not a curated record. The coding region runs from base 494 to 1501 and encodes 335 amino acids.
GAACGAACGAACGAACGAACGGAGCUGCGUGCCUUGUUGUCCCACAUUUUCAGUCGCACUUACACGACAGCGCAUACCGCAGGUGCCUGUCAAUCGUCCGUCCGUCCGCCCGGUCCGUUCGUUCGUUCGUUCGUUCGUUCGUUCGUUCUUCUCGCGGCAUAUAUCCUAGAUAUUCCGCUCUCGGAUUCGCCGUCGCCGCGCGGCGAGACCAGCAGAGUCGCGCCGUGCCUCGUCGCACGCGGUUGCACCGUCGCCGGGAGUCCUCCUGUUGCUGCUGCAGUCGACGCGACGAUGUUUCCGGAAGCGGGGGCUUUCUCAGCCGCCGCCGUCGCCGCCGUCGUCGUCGUCGUCGUCACCACCAUCGCAGGUCUGUCGCAGGUGCGUCGAACGAUAGUCCGCCGUUUCCGCUCGAUGUAAGAAGCGGGGGAGGGGGAGGGGAAGAAAAGCGGAGGCAGAUUUCGCGUCGACCAUCAGGCCGAGUCAAGCCGUCGCGAUGGAGGACGAGGACUUUGGUUUCACGAGGAGGACCGACAACGUCCUGAGGAAAGUGCACACCGUUAGCGGCGGCGAGAAGGCCGACGGCAGGGCGGCGCUUCGCGACAACGAGCGACGGAUUCGCUCUCCGUCUAAGACAUCGGAAGUCGUUGGCGGUGGUGGUGGAUCAACGAUACCAGCGCCUCCGAUCACGGCCGGAAGCGACGGCCGUGAACGCGCGUCAACCGCCGGCUCAGUCGUGGCCAACACGCCGAACAUACCGAACGUGGUGGAGUACCAUCUUAAAGUCAAGCCUAGGCCAGCUACGAGGCCCUGCCGGCUCGAUAACGUUCCCAGGGACCAGUCUCAGGAGGAGAUGAAGGAGCAGGAGAAGAAGACGAGCGCGCUGUCGGCCGUCGACGGGAACAAGGAUCUCGCUUGGAAGCUGUCGCGAUUGUCCAUCGGCAACGUCUACGAGGGCUCCACCGACCUGCCGCAGAUGUUUCAGGUGAGGUACCUCGGCUCCCACGAUGCCAGAGGCCUCUGGGGCAUCAAGCACACGAGGAAGCCGGUCGAUAACAUGGUCUCGGCCGCGAAGGCCUUGCCGACCAACACGAUGCUUCCUCUCAUCAAGCUGGUGGUCUCGCAGGGCGGAGUCACCUUGCUGCCGUUGGACAAGAGGAAGCAGGACUCGGGCUCGUCCAAGAAGUACCCGAUCGACACCAUCUCGUACGGGGUGCAGGACCUCGUGUACACCAGGGUCUUCUCCAUGAUAGUCGUCCAGGAGACGGACAAUUUACGGAGAAUCGCGCCGUUCGAGUGUCACGGUUUCGUCUGCGAGUCCAAGUACCACGCGAGGCAGCUGACGCACGCGCUCGCCACCGCCUUCGAGAUUUACUCCAGGAUCGUGCGGAGCCAGGGAAAACUGGCCGAGGCCGGCGGGAACGCAGCGAGGAAGCGCUUGGCGAUCGAUCUGAGGAGUCCCGAGGAGAUCGAGGCGGAUCUAACGACGGAUUCCGAAGCGUAGCUGCGGCGGUGUGUACAUUAGGCCGCUUUGUAAGACGAGACGGAAGUGGGAAAUUAUUUUUUUACGGGUACUCAUGCGCGACGGAAAUAUCCCUGUCUCUCGACAGGACGACACAGGCUGGAAGGGAUAUCUCUGGGUUUUCGAGAAGUGCCGCGACGUGUUCCCGUCGCGCGGCGCGACGAGCGGCGUAUUUCUACGCAGUCGAUCCGUUCAGCCGUUGCGGUGAACCUUGACGACGCCGCUUGUGUAAAGUUACUUGAAAUCGAGUCGAGAGGUGCGGAUGAUUCAACACACUCGACGUGAGUCGUGAGAUUUAAUAUAUGCAUUCUCUUCGCUUUACGCGAGCCAAGAAAUUUAUCGGCGUUUUUAGAGUGCAUUGUUAGAGUGUUGUGCGUUAGGAUGUACUUAGGCUUGUAUGCGCAUAAGCGCGUAUUUUUCUAUUUAUAAUAAUAGAAGUAAGGAAAUUAUAUCGAGUAUACUGUAAAUAGUCGCGAGUACAAUCGGGAUCUUUGCAUGGAGCUUCGUCGUCACAGGUGGAGAUUAGGUGCGUCGUUUGUCUUUUUAUCAAUAACACGGAUGCGAGACGUUUUAUAUCUCGAUCUCGUUGAGAGAGGACGACUGUUCCAAAUGCGUCUUAAAAUGUAUAGCUUUCCUUCUCCAAUUCCGAUCGCGAUGAUCUAGAGAAGAGAGAGAGAGAGAGAGAGAGUGUGCCGAUUUUUUAGAGUGCAUUUAUUUAAUAUUCAAGAUGGCGUUUGCUCCAGUUGGAAGGCGAGACGACCCUCGGGAGCCGCCGGAGCGUUGUCGCGUGGAUAUGUGUGUUCGUUUAAUUGUUGCUUCGUUAAAUAUUUUAUCGGCAUCGCGAAAAGCUGGAUGGGCCUCCGCCUGUCCGCGAGACAUGAUGGCUAGCUAUCCAAAGAUAUCGAAUAGAAAACGACGGAACGCGAUGGAGUUGCGGAUGAUGUUUUAUCGACGCGUCGCGACGACUUGUGCGAUUUCGCGGGAAUUUCUUCCUUUCUUUUGUUUCUUCUUGUUCUUGUUGCCGAUCGGCGAUCGACGAAUCGGGCGAUGAUUUUGGAUCUAUCUCUAGCCGCUUUACGUGUGCGUGUGUGUUUCUUAAGUUUAAGUCGUCGUUACUUCACGGAAGCGCGUUGCACAGGUCGGCGUCGGCGGGGUUUCGUUCAGUCGGAAGCCCUCUCUGUCGUCUUGUUCAACGCGCGUCUUUAUUUUAGUCGCUUUAGAUUAAGUUUGCGUGAAAGAGAGAAAGAGAGAGAGAGAGAGAGAGAGAGAGAGACCAAUCAAUCGAUACAUAUCAGUCGGAAUAAACGCGCUGUGUUGUCAGUUAUACGGCGGCGUCUGUCUUACCGCAAUUUUGUACAUUGCUUCGCUUUAUAGUUUGUAAGCUCUUUCUUUUCGUAGUGUUUGCGUAUCUUUGCGAUUGCACCGCUGCAUAUCGCAGCACGACGUUUCGCGCACCUUAGGUUUGGGACAUUCGUGUAAACACUCGUAUAAACGCACACACUCGUGUUAGCCUUCCCUUUAGCUGGGAGUAUUGCAAGCAUACUUGACCUGUACUUGCGUUGUUAAUCGAGCGAUAAAGCGCAUCAGCAAGAUCGAAGAUUGUGUCUCUUGGAGAACCUUUCCUCGACAGGACGACGACGCGUGUCGUCGCCUCAGCGCUUCGUAUAGAAAUCAACCCCGGCUCUUGCGUAACAUUCUUCAUUUUAUUCGACGUUAAUUACAGAAUAGAGUCGUUCGAUCAUUUCGCGCUUAAUCGUGUUAAGAACAUUUAUACAAUCUACUACUCACGACCGACCGGCCACUGUGCGCGACUUCUGUCUCGGGUCGCGACAUUCGCGACGUUUCACGCCUGACCAGUAGCUUAAGCUCCAGUUCUACGCGAGCGGGCCGAUGAGCGGUCUUCUCUACGAGAAGCAGCGGGUACGGGAUAAACACGCUAAAUGAGCUGAUCCGAUCGAUCUCGACCGCGACCGAGGCUCGCGUGACGCGCGAUCGCGACACCUCGCGCAGCGAUCUCUUCUGGACGACCUGAGGACGAGGAGUACAGCAAGCUUCAGUAGUGCCGGAACGAUCUCUCCCGAUUCAACAGUCUCGAGCUCCUCGUCGGCGGCUUCUUCGUCAGCGGACUCUGGGCCUCGGCUGCGGGAGCUUUCGUGACGCUCUCCUUCCCUCGUUCUUGGUCCGCCUCCUCCUCCUCCUCUAUUUCCUUCCCAAUCUCUUCGUUUAACGCGUAGUACUUUUCCGAUUCUUCGCACGGUAUCGAGCUCUCCGUUCGGGUGCACACGAAUGUCGCCUGCGUACGAGACCGAGAGACAUCUUAAGAAGAACUGACGCUUCAGAUCGAGCGGAAAAUAAAUAGCUAUUUCUCUCAA